AUGGGGAAGCUUACAGACUUUCUCCACGAGAAUUUCGUACCGAUUAUUCCACCUAAGCAGACCAAGAUGGUUAUAGACAAAAGAACAAACUUGGUGGUUGCUGCUUCAAAUGAAAAGAAAUUGAGCCAGAACUAUGGUGAUACUGCUAAGGCAAAGGAUGCUAGUCCUUCAGGGUUAGAUAAUGAUGCAGACGAAAAGGAAUCCAUCUACUCCACAUCUACAGAGGAUAAUUAUAAUGUCUUGCAUAGAUCUUUGAGAGGGCGUCAUGUUCAAUUAUUGGGUAUUGGUGCUACAAUCGGAUCCGCUCUUUUUGUUGCCAUAGGUAAGGCAUUGGCAAAAGGUGGUCCCCUUUCACUUUUGCUAGCCUUCACGAUUUGGUCAAUACCCAUUUUGUGCAUAACCAUCUCUACUGCAGAAUAUGUGACUUAUUUACCGAUCACCUCACCAUUCGUAAGAAUGGCAGGGAGAUGUUGUGAUAGUGCCUUAGAAGUCAUGACGGCGUGGAAUUUUUGGUUUCUUUGCUGUGCUCAGAUCCCCUUCGAAGUUACCACUGUAAAUUCCAUUAUCCAUUUCUGGAGAGACGAUUUCCUGCCCGCAAUUCCAUUGUGUAUUCAGACAGUAUUAUAUUUUGUGAUAAAUGUUUUCGGUGUAGCCAUAUAUGGGGAAACAGAAUUUUGGCUCUCUAUUGGUAAGGUCAUUUUGGCAAGUGGUUUAAUUAUUUUCACUUUUAUUACUAUGGUUGGUGGUAAUCCAGAACAUGAUGUUUAUGGAUUUAGAUAUUGGAAAGAUCCUGGUGUAAUGAAUACGUACUGGUCCACAGGAGACUUGGGCAGAUUCCAAGGGUUUUUAGCAUGUCUUAUUCAAGCUUGUUUUACUUUUGCCGGACCAGAGUAUAUAUCAAGUGUUGCGUCAGAGACUGUUAACCCCAGGAAAACUUUACCGCUGGCAUUCAAACAAGUUUUCAUUAGAUUGUCAAUAUUUUUCCUCGGUGGAGCAUUCUGCGUAGGAACUUUGGUAGCUUAUAAUGAUCCUAAAUUGGUAGAAACUUUAGGUGCUUCCGUCCCCGGUGCUGGUGGCUCUCCCUAUGUCAUUGCCAUGCAAAAUUUGAAAAUCAAAGUGUUGCCCCAUAUUGUUAAUGGGUUAUUGGUUACAUCUGCCUUUUCUGCAGGUAACUCUUACACGUAUUGCUCAUCUAGAACUCUUUACGGUGUGGCCCUAGAUGGAUAUGCUCCAAGAUUUCUCACUGCAACUACAAAGACUGGUAUCCCUAUUUAUUGCAUGUUGAUUUCAUUAUGUUGGGCUCUAUUAUCAUUCUUGCAACUAGGUGAAGGUGCAUCCACAGUCUUAACAUGGAUUAUUAAUUUAAUUACUCUGUGUCAGUUGAUCAAUUUUACUAUCCUAUGUGUUGUCUAUGUCUUCUUUUAUAGGGCACUUGAGGCUCAAAAUAUUAGUAGAGACACUUUGCCGUUUAAGGGUUGGUACCAACCAUGGUUAGCUAUUUUCGGAGGGGUUUGCUCAUUCUGUAUGAUCUUCAUAAGUAGUUAUGAAGUUUUCUUACCAGGAAAUUGGGAUAUCCAAACAUUCUUGUUUCAAUAUUUGUUUAUCUUCAUUGAUAUAGCCAUAUUUGUUGGAUACAAAGUCUUUAGACGUACAAAGUGGAAAGAUCCAAAAGAUGUUGAUUUGGUUACAGGAUUGAGGGAAGUUGAGCUUCACGAACAGAACUUCUACGAAGAAAUGCAAAGAGAGAACAGAUUAGACGACGAGGGAAAGAUUAUCAUGAACUGGAGGCAGAAGAUAGGGGCCACCCUCUUUGGAUCUGAAUUAUAA
This is a messenger RNA of Dujonia railenensis, 1827 nucleotides long. Lineage: Eukaryota; Fungi; Ascomycota; Pichiomycetes; Serinales; Debaryomycetaceae. The record is from the annotation of a GenBank genome assembly.